AGUCGCGGGAUACUUGAACUGCAAGAACAGCCGGCGGCCGGCGCGCCGCUCGUGGCAUCUGGGGUUCCCGCUCCUACCUCCUGCAGAGCUUCGGCCGCCGCCGCGCUCCUGGCGGGCGCCGUGCACGCCUGCCGCCGACGAUCCCGCCCGGAGCAGCGAUGCUGGGCAGCGCGAGGACGGCGGCGCGCGAGGCGGGCUCAGCCCAGCUCUCGCUGCAGCAGGAGGACCAGGAGAAUGUCAACCCGGAGAAGGCGGCGCCCGCCCUGCAGCCGAGGGCGCUGAAGGACGGGAACACGCGGGGCGCCGCACCGCAGCAGAGGCUCAAGACGCGGCGGGUAAAGGGGCCGAGGGUUGCACCUCUUAAGGAUCGCCCCAUAAAUGAUGAGCAUGUCACAGCUGUACCUCCGUGGAAAGCAAACAGUAAACAGCCUGCCUUCACCAUUCAUGUGGAUGAAGCAGAAGAGACUCAGAAGAGACCAGCUCAGUGUAAAGGAACGGAGACCGAAGAUGUUCUGGCUUUUAAUACAGCUGUUGCUUUACCGGGAACAAGAAAACCACUGGUACCUCUUGAUUAUCCAAUGGAUGGUAGUUUUGAAUCACCACAUACUAUGGACAUAUCUAUUGUCUUGGAAGAUGAAAAACCAGUGAGUGUUAAUGAAGUACCAGACUACCAUGAGGAUAUUCACACAUACCUCAGGGAAAUGGAGGUUAAAUGUAAACCUAAAGUGGGUUAUAUGAAGAAGCAGCCAGACAUCACUAACAGUAUGCGGGCCAUCCUUGUGGACUGGCUAGUUGAAGUGGGAGAAGAAUAUAAGCUGCAGAAUGAGACCCUGCAUUUGGCUGUGAACUACAUUGAUCGAUUCCUCUCUUCCAUGUCUGUGCUGAGAGGAAAGCUUCAGCUUGUGGGCACUGCAGCUAUGCUGCUAGCUUCAAAAUUUGAAGAAAUAUACCCCCCAGAAGUAGCAGAGUUUGUGUACAUCACGGAUGACACCUAUUCCAAGAAGCAAGUUCUGAGAAUGGAGCACCUGGUACUCAAGGUCCUUGCUUUUGACUUAGCUGCUCCAACAGUAAAUCAGUUUCUUACCCAAUACUUUCUACAUCAGCAGCCUGCAAACUGCAAAGUUGAAAGUUUAGCAAUGUUUUUGGGAGAAUUAAGUUUGAUAGAUGCUGACCCCUACCUAAAGUAUUUGCCGUCACUUGUUGCUGGAGCUGCCUUUCAUUUAGCACUCUACACGGUCACAGGACAAAGCUGGCCUCAAUCAUUGGUACAAAAGACUGGAUAUACCCUGCAAAGUCUUAAGCCCUGUCUCAUGGACCUUCACCAGACCUACCUCAAAGCACCACAGCAUGCCCAACAGUCAAUAAGAGAAAAGUACAAAAAUUCAAAGUAUCAUGGUGUUUCUCUCCUCAACCCUCCGGAGACACUAAACGUGUAGUGUGUAAAAUGGAGUUCACUCACUUCGUGCUGUACAGUUUCAAUCUUGGUUUUUAAUUUCAUAAUCAUUCUGAAUGUAGAUGUUAUAGCCAAGGACAAAAUUAUGUUAUCCAUUGCUUACUUUUGUACAUGUGUCCGUCUUAGAUAUUUGGCUAAUUUUAAAUGGUUUUGUUAAAGUAUUAAUGAUGCCAGCUGUCAGGAUAAUAAGAAUAAAUUGAUUUGGAAAUCCUUGUAAGUGAAAGUGAAUUUGAGGUAAAAAUGAGACUGAUGAUGUCACUCACAAAAGCUAACUUGGUUUAUGUUUUAUUAUUUAGUGGGGGUGAGAAGCCUUCUAAAAAUGGAAAUAUCAGUGAAACAGACCUUCAAAUUCUGGUGUUUACUAGCCUAAACAGAUGAACCAAAUUUCUGACCUGGUUAUAGAACAAGCAAAUCUGGAACAAAUCUGUUUAUUGUCAGUAUAGUGGAAACCCUCAGACUCAUUUAGCUCCACACAUUUUCUUAGGAAAAUGUGAAGAUUUUUGCUUACCAACUUUUACAAAUGUGAGCUUAUAGAUGGGUUGGGAAACAUGUACAACUGAAACAUUCUCCACGAAGUUUAUUUCAAAACAUAAUGCCAAAAAACAAAACGCCAUUAAAACCCCAGUAGCUUUUAUAAUGGAUUUUUGAAUUAAAAAACACCCAGAGCUGUAGCACUGAAUAAAUAUCCUUUUAAUAGUUAUAUAUACAAAUAUACAACCAUUUUAGCUUUAAUUAGCAGUUCUCUUCUUUUUCCUCUUUUUCACUUGACUUUUACUUGGUGCUUUUUCUUGUUUUGCACUGGUGACUUGAGCUCUGUAAAUAAAGUAAUUCAACAGCUCACUAUGUUGAGUUUUUGGACCAGAUCACUGGAACUAGUCUUCUAAACUGUAACUCUGAAAGGCAUCCCAUUUUAUAGCUACUUUUUUAUGUAUAUAUGAAAGAAACCAGAAAUUUGUUACCUUAUUUUCUUUGGAUUCUUGUCUGGUUCCAAAAUGAUUAUUUCUUCCUCUUCACUAUCUGACAAUAGUAUAGGGGUACCUUUAAGAAUAUAUCAAAAAAGUAAUAUGACUUGAAAUUUCCACACUUUAUCCAUAUCCACAUCAGAGGUCCUAAUACUCCUGUUUCCAUGCUAAUAGCUCAAGCUAUGCUCUCCAAAUCUUUCCUUCUCUGAAGUAGCUCUUUAGAGCUGAAAAAUUCUUGUUUUCCGUAAACUUUUAAAGAGAGGGAGACUCAUGUAGGCCAGGAUGAUAUCUCUCAGCUGACCAUGAAAAAUGUAAACAAGCUGUAUUUUCUUUGAGAACUGCUUUAUAUGCCUUAUUUUUCUCUUGAACAUUAAUUAUAUGUAUGUAAAUAAAACAUGUGAAUUAACCCCUUG
Nannospalax galili (Upper Galilee mountains blind mole rat) is the source of this 2828-nucleotide messenger RNA. It is a transcript of the gene Ccna2, whose product is annotated as cyclin A2. Lineage: Eukaryota; Metazoa; Chordata; Mammalia; Rodentia; Spalacidae. Bases 159 to 1436 code for a protein of 425 amino acids. The record is from RefSeq and is a predicted model, not a curated record. Gene Ontology annotation, molecular function: cyclin-dependent protein serine/threonine kinase regulator activity. Gene Ontology annotation, cellular component: cytoplasm; cyclin A2-CDK2 complex; nucleus. Gene Ontology annotation, biological process: regulation of cyclin-dependent protein serine/threonine kinase activity; mitotic cell cycle phase transition. The transcript has 8 exons.